This is a messenger RNA of Penicillium paradoxum, 897 nucleotides long. Its product is annotated as putative cyclin. Bases 1 to 897 code for a protein of 298 amino acids. Gene Ontology annotation, molecular function: cyclin-dependent protein serine/threonine kinase regulator activity. Lineage: Eukaryota; Fungi; Ascomycota; Eurotiomycetes; Eurotiales; Aspergillaceae. Gene Ontology annotation, biological process: regulation of transcription by RNA polymerase II. Gene Ontology annotation, cellular component: nucleus. The transcript is spliced from 2 exons. The record is from RefSeq and is a predicted model, not a curated record.
AUGUUCCCCAACGGGCUAAAGCAUUUGUCGAAUGCCCUGGCAACGCCCGAUCAAUUAUCAAAUUCUUCAUCCUCCAUUGACGGUGUCCCGUCUGAUCUCGAGACCUCCAUUCGCUGUGCGGGCGCCCAGCUCACCCAAACCGCCGGCGUCCUCCUACACCUGUCGCAAGACAUCAUUGCCCAGGCGAUCGUAAUCUUCACGCGGUUUUGGCUCGGUGGGGAUGGAGGCAGCCUGCGGAUCUAUUCGGUUAAGGAUGUAUCAGCCGCCGCCCUGUACCUGACAGCCAAGCUUUCCUUCCAACCAACCUCCCCGCGUUCCGUCCUCAAUGUCUACACAUUCCUCCUCUCAAAAGAUGCCUCGCCAUUGUGGUUUGUGAAGCAUGGUGGGGCUCCCGAGACCCCUCCAUCACCCGAAACGUAUAUUCUGUCCGAGGGCGGCUAUCAGUCCGCGCGUCUGGUUCUCCUCCGCGUUGAGACCGUCAUCCUCCGCACGCUCGGCUUCGAUACACAUGUCGCCCUACCCCAUGCCAUUGCUUUGACAUAUCUCCAAACCUUAGGCGUGGCAAAGCCCGCUGUUGCUCAACGUGUCAUUCAACAUCUAAACGCGGCACUGCUCUCGCCUCAACUUCUCUAUGUCACACACCAACCGAAUGCCCUCGCUGUGGCAGCCAUCUAUCUUGCUGCACGAGAGGAGGGGGUUAAGCUUGUGGACAGUGAAUGGUGGGAGGUCUUUGACGUUGAUCGUGAAGAGCUAGGCUUUUUGGUCGUAGGUAUGAAGAGCACCGAAGGCUUUAUGCGGGCGGAGGUCAGUCAAUGGAAAGGCAGAUCCAUUCCUAUGGUAGUAGAUGAGGUGGAAGCCGAAAUACAGCAAAGACGGAUGAUGGAGGAGGGGGAAUGA